AUUACCGAAAGAGGAGUGCCGCUGGGUAGGAGCGAGUCCCGGGCCCUAGCGUUCCGGAGUAGGCUUAGUGCUGUGAGCAAGAUGCCCGUGCAACACGGCGUUACGAUUUUUCCUGAGGAUGAUACUCGAGAAAUGCAUCUUCACCAGCGUUUCCUCCCAACUCCACCUCUAACUCCGACCAGUCCUCGGAGCAGCCUGAGCAGUGGAUCCCCGUCACCGCCACUACCGAGGGAAGAUACGGCCACCAACCUCCACUUGCCGUCGGCCCACCAUCCCUUCAUCCCUCUGCCACUUCACCUGCGGUCGGCCUUCACGGCCUACCUGCCUGGCCAGCAACGGCCAAGGAGUCCUUCAUGGAAGCCCUCGGCCAGGAGGAAGAAGCGAUUCGAUUUCGCCCGACUCGCCGAAUCUGCCACUAAAACCGACGACGAAGACGAAGACGAAAUGGAAAGCACUGCUCGAAUUCCAGAAAAUCUCACCCAUAAGCCACUAGAACUUAAUACGAAAAACAGAGAUGUUCACCGUCCUACCGAAAUCACCUCUAAUCAACCUCUUGCAGGACUGAAUCUAAAGAGCCGGCAUGCUUCAGAAAGUGUUAUUCAGAAACCCUUAAAACUGAAUCUACAAAGCAAUAUCCAUCGAUCAGAACAUGUGGAACUUAAUUUAAGCUGUAGGCAAUCUCCUGAAAAGUUCAUCGAGAAGCAAAGAGACUUUAAGUCGAGCAACAGCGAUUACAGUCCCGAAUCACCAGAAAGCAUAACCCAUAAUCAAACAGAUUUGCAUCUGAGAGGCGAAAGUAGUCCCAGAAGAUCAACUUCUCCGGAUAUGAUUGUAGGAAAGUAUGGUCUGCCAAUGAACAAUAAAGACAUAGUGGCAAAAAUGACUCCUGUUGAAAACUUACCACCCUCAGCACCUGAACGCGUCAUGCAUUUGGCAACUGUAUCUCCAGAGCAAGUUAUUCAUCACCAUUUAGGACUCCUUCAUCAUCAGUAUCACCACCAAAGACAUCAUCCAGUGUUUCUGCAAAACCAUACGCUCUACAACCCCGUAUUAGACAUCUCUAAGCCAGUCGUUAACUCUAGCAGACACACUUCUAUGCUUUUAGAACGCAGGUUUUUCAGAGCAAGAGUCUCUACGAGGCCGAAAAAAGAGUUCAUUUGCAAAUUUUGCCAAAGAAGAUUCACCAAAUCCUAUAAUCUACUAAUUCAUGAAAGGACACACACGGACGAAAGGCCUUACACUUGUGACAUUUGCCAGAAAGCUUUCAGAAGACAGGAUCACCUAAGAGAUCACCGGUAUAUCCACUCAAAGGAGAAACCUUUCAAAUGUUCGGAAUGUGGCAAGGGCUUCUGUCAGUCUCGGACACUGGCGGUCCACCGGAUCUUGCACAUGGAGGAUUCCCCCCACAAAUGCCCCACCUGUGGACGCACCUUCAACCAAAGGUCCAACCUAAAAACACAUCUUCUAACACACACUGACAUCAAACCUUACAAUUGCGAUUCCUGUGGCAAAGUCUUCAGGAGGAACUGUGAUCUUAGGAGACAUAGCCUGACCCAUAGUCUUAUGGGUGAAGGAAUUCUAUCAUCUGCAAAUGAUUCUUCUGGAGGUGAGACGAAUUAUGGAAGUGUACCAUUGAAUCUUGCCCAUGUACCACAAGCAGAUAGACUCUCGGUGUGAAUUCAUUCUUAUUGCACCAAGUAUACACUUGUCAGAGUAAAGACUCCAGUUUGCAAAUAUAUGUACAUAAACACUCCAUUUUGCCAUGGAAAGAAGAUAGCAUCUGAGAUGUUCAGUUAUGCAGUUAGGAGCUAUAGGUUGCAUUGACUGUAUUUUGUUUCUAAACGAAUUCAACAUCUGAGAUGUUAAAUUAUUUGGACAAAGGAUUGAAUUUGUUUAAAAAAAUGGUGAGAGAAAAGAAACCUCAUUCAGUUGUCAAGUGAAAUGAAAUCUGCGAUAUUCGGUUUUCUAAGUAAGUGGACAGACUUAGAUUGUUUAUAAGAGAACUUGAAACCUUUAACAGAUGUAGCGAAUACCAUUAGCUCUGUAAAUGAAUGAUAAAAUAGUGAUUUUAAACCAAAUAUCUACAGAAAUAAAUAAAUUUCUUAAUUAAACUAUAAUAAAUGCGGUUCCUCAAUGCAAGUUUAAAUAAGAAACUUCUUCAAGCUUAGUUACAUUUUAAUGUAUAAAUGUUUACUGAUGAAAUUUAAUAAAAUUUUAGUAGAGAAAUUUCUCGCCUUGAUCAUUUGAAAUAAUCAAGUGUUGGUAAUCAAAAAAAAAAAAGUAACCUUAUAAUUUCAGCUUUUGAAAUAACUUUAUGAAUUUAUUUUAACUACAUCGUAAUUAAGAGAAAUAACAUAUAUGAGUGCCGAAAAUUUAAAAUAAUUGUGUUUUUCCCAUUAUGAUCUUUAACAAGGCAUUUAACCUAAAUAUUUUUCGAACUAAAUUUCAUCAGAAUUUUAAAAGAAAUUACAAUUAAUAUUUAUAUUUAGUUUAAAAAGCGUGAAAUAUUUGCAGUUUUUGCAUUAGAUGUUAUGCAUUCUAUUGCAUGAAACUCGGACCAAAGCUUUUCGAUAGUAAGCUCUGAUUAAGAAAAAAUCUUAAGAGGUCUUUUUCAAUCAGUUUACUAACAAUCCAAAUUUAAAUCGAAUUAUUUGUGGGAUCAGUUACUGUUUUCAACAAGAAAGUUUGUUUUAACUUGAAUUCAAUGGAACAUUCAGAUCUAAAUUUAUAUUUUAGAUUACGAAAAUUUUACGUAAAUGUGUAUCAGUAAACAAAAUGUUUUUUCUUGUUUUCCUUCUCCAAUGUUUCCCUCCGAAGCUUUCAGCCAAAGAAUCGCUCCUUAUUCUUUGUUUCAGCUUAGAUGAUUAGAAAAAAUUGCAAUGCAAUCCUCAAAGUAGAAGUAGAAUGUCCUGCCGGAAGAAAUAUUUGAAACUUUUUCUAGUGAAGAUGCUACUUAUUGCUACCUCUUUUGUAAAUUUGUCGAAGAAAAAAAUUCUAUGUUGUGUUCUUUGUAAUUAUUUUGCUCAAUGUUCUAGUAUGUAUUGAUUUUUGUACAGUAUGUGUUUUAUAAAAAAAUUAUAGUCUA
Molecule: messenger RNA, 3085 nt
Organism: Uloborus diversus
Lineage: Eukaryota; Metazoa; Arthropoda; Arachnida; Araneae; Uloboridae
Product: zinc finger protein 200-like
Exons: 3
Coding region: 82-1677 (531 amino acids)
Biological process (GO): embryo development; regulation of transcription by RNA polymerase II
Cellular component (GO): nucleus
Molecular function (GO): RNA polymerase II transcription regulatory region sequence-specific DNA binding; DNA-binding transcription factor activity, RNA polymerase II-specific
Source: RefSeq, a predicted model, not a curated record